CGUGACGUCAUUAAGAGCGACGAAAACUAAAGUUGUCUUGUACCUGUAGUUUUUCACUUUUGUUGAUGGUAAACUGGAGGCGGUGAACAAGACGACAUGACUUUUUCGAUUAAGUGAAUCACCACAUCACCCAAAAAGCAGAGGCAAGGAAGAAGCAGAUGCCAUUUACUAAACCACUAAGAUGAAUGUGAAAGAAGAGACAUGUGAGGCUGACAUAAAUACCAUGGAGGUAAUGACUGUGAGUAUUAAGGAGGAGGAGGAGAACUAUGAAUGGGAGUCUGUCCACCAUGGACAGGAGAGUCUCUGCAUUAAGGAUGAGGAUUAUGAACUGAGGUCAGUGGAUAUUAAAGAAGAGGCUGGGGGGACUUCUGUCAACAGUGAGAUGCACAAGUGGGAGAUUAUGAAGCGUGGGGACCCUGCUGUGAGAUCUGAGUCAUUACAGUCUGACACAAAGAGGACUGAGACAGCUUCAUCUGGUAGGACUUGGGAAGAUCAGCCAACACCUUCAAAUCAUUCUGAACAAAGAGACAAGCCUUACUGCUGUUCUGAAUGUGGCAGACAAUUUUCUCGUUUAAGAAGACUUCGGCGUCACAAAAGAAUUCAUACUGGAGACAGUCCGUAUUGCUGUUUGGAAUGUGGCAAACAGUUCUCUGACAGGAGUAAUCUUCAGGCACAUGCUAGAAUACACACUGGAGAAAAGCCGUAUUGCUGUUCAGAAUGUGGGAAACGAUUCUUACGAAUUGCUGAUCUUCACACCCACACUAGAAUACACACCGGAGAAAAACCGUAUUGCUGUUCUGAAUGUGGCAAAAGAUUCUCACGAAUUGCCACUCUUCAUACACACAAAAGAACUCACACCGGAGAGAAGCCAUUUUGCUGUUUGGAAUGUGGUAAGCACUUUACAGUGAAAAGCAGCCUUCAGAUACACAAAAGAACUCACACUGGAGAAAAGCCAUAUGCCUGUUCUGAAUGUGGUAAACAGUUCUGUGACAAGAGUUCUCUUCGGCAGCACAGAAGAAUUCACACCGGUGGGGAGAUGUAUUGCUGUUCUGAAUGUGGCAAACAAUUUUCACAAAUCAACAGUCUUCAGAUCCAUAUGAGAAUUCAUACUGGAGAGAAGCCAUAUUGCUGUUCAGAAUGUGACAGAAAAUUCUGUAGUAGGAGUUCUCUGAGGAAACAUGCCAUAAGUCACACUGGAGAGAAGCCAUACUGUUGUUCUGAAUGUGGUAAACAGUUUUCAAAAAAGUACAGUCUUCAGAACCACAGAAGAAUACACACUGGAGAAAAGCCAUACUGCUGUUCUGAGUGUGGCAGACAGUUUUCACGAAUGGCCACUCUUCACACCCACACAAGAAUUCAUACCGGAGAGAAGCCAUAUUGCUGUUUGGAAUGUGGCAAACGAUUCUCACAAAUCACCACUCUUCACACCCACACAAGAAUUCACACUGGAGAGAAGCCGUAUUGCUGUUCAGAAUGUGGGAAACACUUUUCAUUGAAGAGCAACCUUCAGAGACAUGUAAGAAUUCACACGGGUGAGAAACCUUAUGGCUGUUCUGAAUGUGGCAAACAGUUUUCACAUAAGUUCAAUCUUCAAACCCACACAAGAAUUCACAAUGGCACAGACAAGACCACACAAGCGUACCGUGAGCAAGAAAAUAAGAGCACUACAUUCAAUCCAGUGGUCAGUUGAAGAGAAAGAGGAGAUCAAGUAAUGCUACUUCUUGGCAACUGAUCUCAAAUUCCCAACUAAAGAAUACGCCAGGAAGGCUGAUGCAGAACUGCAGUAUAGAAAUGUAAUCUUUAUUUUCCAAAUUGGAUAACUGACACAAAUAUAAGACAUUUAAUUGCAAUAAUUAAAGACAACAAACGGGUCAAGUGACAUUAGCAUACUUUCAAAAAACAGCAAGAAAAGAAAUAAUGCAGGUUGGCAGCAUUAACACCAGCGUAACUCAUUGGCAAGCAAAUGGAGUACAAAUUAAGUUGAAGAAAAAGAACGUUGACAUAUUUGAAAACAAAUUAAAAAUUAAAGGUUUAAAUAUAAACUCAAAAAAUGCUAGCACAACCAGAAAAUUAUUACCAGAGACAAUUGUCCUAAAAAUCAACUGAUUUACAAAGAGUGAAAUACAAACAUUAAAGAGAGAAGUUAUCAAGAAGUUAAAUGAUGGGGGUAGCGGGGUAUGUUGGGGCACAGUAGAUCGAAAGUGCCAAUGACAUUUUAUGAAGAUAAAAUAACCCAAGUGAUCCUUGAAGAAGAGCAACCAGAAUUAGAAAAAUGAUUAAAAAUAUCCACUACAGAGUCAUUCAAAACUAGAAGAGAACACACCAACUAAAGUGAACAACUCAACAAGUGCAGAAUUCACCAUCAUUAGAGGACAUAAAGGUCCAGGAAAUUGCAGAAGAUCUCCUGGAGUUCAUCAAUUUUACUAGUAUGCAGAAAUCAACAAAAGACUUGGUACUACAUGUAAGGUGAAUAAAGCAAUAACUGAGAGAAAUGAAAACCAGCAGCAUGUAAUAGACUUCAAAAGUGUAAAGAGGAUAACAUUUUGUGCAGUAAAACUCAUCACCUCUAAAAUAUUAUAAAAGUAAAGUUGAAUAAAUUGGACUCUGCAAGUGCAUGAAUAAAAAAUUUGCCUCGAUAA
Molecule: messenger RNA, 2639 nt
Organism: Erpetoichthys calabaricus (reedfish)
Lineage: Eukaryota; Metazoa; Chordata; Cladistia; Polypteriformes; Polypteridae
Product: gastrula zinc finger protein XlCGF57.1-like
Exons: 3
Coding region: 182-1690 (502 amino acids)
Biological process (GO): regulation of transcription by RNA polymerase II
Molecular function (GO): DNA-binding transcription factor activity; RNA polymerase II cis-regulatory region sequence-specific DNA binding
Source: RefSeq, a predicted model, not a curated record